Morchella sextelata is the source of this 2604-nucleotide messenger RNA. RefSeq lists its product as uncharacterized. The transcript has 5 exons. The record is from RefSeq and is a predicted model, not a curated record. NCBI's taxonomy places the organism in Eukaryota, Fungi, Ascomycota, Pezizomycetes, Pezizales, Morchellaceae. Bases 1 to 2604 code for a protein of 867 amino acids. Gene Ontology annotation, biological process: lipid metabolic process.
AUGUUAUCUACAAAUUUACGUUCGGCGGCGCUCCUAUGUCUUCCACUUGUGGCCCUAGCAGCUCCGUUCCCGAGCUCCCAGCAAAUACCGCUGGAUGCUCAAAGUAAACUCGAGAAAGCUGGCCCACUCAACUAUCAGUCUACCGGCCGUUUUCCAAUCCGCAUUCCAGGAAUCUCCAAGUCUCUCUUCGAUGAGUUCAAUGAUCUUGCCAAGAUUGCUGAUAUAGCCAACUGUGUCGAGUCCCUCGAGGAGAUCGAGUAUCCUUUCAAGUGUAACUCAUUCUGCAAGGAGUUCCCGGGGCUCGAGUUGGUGAUGCAGUGGAACACCAACGACAACGGCCUCGCCGAGCUUGGUGAGGAUACACACGGGUACAUUGCGGUUGAUCACGGUGGAAAGAAGAUCUUUGUUACAAUGGCGGGUAGCCGCAACAUCAGCUUGACCACGGAGACCGUGGAUUACGACCACGCCUGUCCUGGGUGCAAGGUCCAUGAAGGCUUCCAUAAGGAAUGGGAGGCCCUGGAGGGGCCCAUCAAGCAGGUGGUGAAACGGUAUUUUGAAGCUAGAGAUCCUUUCCAUACGGUUGUUAUUGUUGGAAGCCAGGGGGGAGGUGCUGUAGCGACUCUGGCUGCUGUAGACUUCGUUGUUAUGGGAUGGAACACCAAACUUACUACCUUUGGGCAGCCAAUGGUUGGGAAUGAUCGAUAUGCGCAAUUUCUUGCCGGGAAAUUCACCCCUUCGACUUAUCGCCGGGUGACCCAUAUUUCAGACCCAACUCCCAACUACCCUCUUACUGAGGAUAAGGCUGUCUUCUCUCAUUACGAGCCAUACUUCUUCAUCUCAAAGCCUUUUGCUCCCUAUGUCCCCUCCGAAAUCCUUCCGUGCAUCGACAUCUCUGAUCCCCAAUGUGCCGUUCCCCUCCCUCUCGGCCCCACCACCGCCCUGGUCCCCGCGGACUACUUCCACCACUCGGACAACUGCGUAGCCGGCGAACUAACCUCCUUAUUUUCUCUCCUCACAAUCGAUAUCUUCGACUUUAGGUUCAUCAGCGACCUACCAUUCAAGACCAAAAGAUCCAUCCUUGAUACCGGAGUUGGGGCCGAACAGGACAUCUUCGUUGAGCUACCAGGAUUUGGGGCCGGCCGCCGCCUCAGCAAGCGCAAGAUUACCGGCACUGGUGACGAUAAAGCGAGCCCGGAUGCCGACACCGAGACCGUUGUCGCCGACUCAAAGUUCAAAAAGACCUUUGCAAUGGUCGAGAAGCCAGAGCCCGUUCCCGAGAGCGAGAGGGUGCCCGUUUAUGUCCCCGAGUACGAAGACCAGGAGAUUUACUCUGCCAUGACAGGUUUCUCAAAGGCCCAGUCAAUGUGGAUCAAGCCCCAACCUGCCCCAGAGCCCGUAGCAGCGGAGAAAAAUAAGCGCAGUGAGCUCUCUGAUGACAAUGCGGAUUUUGAGUCCCCCGCGCUCAAGAACGUUAUUGAGAUGUUGGAUAAGCCUGCGCCGGUCCCAACUGAGUAUGAGGAUAAGGAGAUCUACGAUACUAUGGCAGGCUUUGAUAAGGCCCAGAAAAUGUGGAUUAAGAAGCCUCAAGGUGUUGCGAGUAAGCAGAAGAUCUCUGAUGAGUUCUUUGAGGACCAGAUGCUCCCUGAGUCAGAGGAGAUUGAGAAAAGAGAUAUUAUGUCUAUCAGCCCUGUGACCAUCUUGGAAGGCUGGACUGGAAUGGGCCAGGAGACCAUGCUCAAGAACAUCGACCUCGACCAUGCUGCAAGAAACAUGCAGCAGACCACCCUCGAGAAGCGUCACAGCACCCAUAGCACUCACAGCAUUAUAGCCGAGCCUGUAAACAUCACCGAAGCCGCUCUCGAAAAGCGCGGCUUCGACCGUGCUCUCCGCUUCUUCAACGCUCCCAAGGACGUCCUUGAGGCCCAGCUUGCCGCAAACCAAGAGAGCGCCGCCUACAACGCCCAACAGCGCGCCCUGACCGGCGGCAAGACCGACAGCGAAACCGGAAAGAAUAUCGACCCGGAUGAAGACUACUUCCGCAAGGGCGGGUCUGUCCUUCUUCUUAACGGCCGUCCCCUUGAAGUGGACGGCCACCCAGUCCUUUUUGAGCCCAAAGAAAAGGAGGUACAGCCCGCACCUGCACCCGCAGCUGCACCGGCCCAGAAGCGCUCCGUCAUCCCCGCGCAAAAAGGCGCGCGCGGCCCCGGCCUCGGCAUCAAGAAGGGUGGCCUCCGCCGUGGUGACAAGGACUGCGAAAAGGUAACCAAGCUUCAGAGCGCACCGGGCGACACCCGCUCCGUCUCUGAAGUUGGCGGGUUCACAAACGCGUUCCCGGCUUCCUUCGGAGAAGAGGUUGUCAAUGUCCAGAAGGGCCGCAAUGUCGUCCUUAUGAAUGGCCAGCCCAUGCCUGCCAAUUUCGCACAGAAAUCAGUUUAUGGCGAUGACCUGCCCGGUGCUGCCGACGCCCCAGAGGAAGACAAUGAUGAGAAGCCGUUUUCCCGUGGGCAGAUGCAGAAGGAUCUUCCGAGCUUGAAGGAUAUGUGGGCCAAGCACGAGAAUGCCGGUGCUCCCGUCACUACCGUCGAGGUGGAGAGCCAAGAGUAA